Molecule: messenger RNA, 2190 nt
Organism: Penicillium brevicompactum
Lineage: Eukaryota; Fungi; Ascomycota; Eurotiomycetes; Eurotiales; Aspergillaceae
Product: alpha,alpha-trehalase
Exons: 5
Coding region: 1-2190 (729 amino acids)
Biological process (GO): trehalose catabolic process
Cellular component (GO): cytoplasm
Molecular function (GO): calcium ion binding; alpha,alpha-trehalase activity
Source: RefSeq, a predicted model, not a curated record
AUGAGCUCGUCAAAUGGGCCUUCCAGAUCUGGCUCCAUUGACCCUUUCUCGAAUGCCGAUGUCUAUUAUGGCGCUGAAGAUACCCUCAAGAACUUUAGGUCGAGAGGGCGUGCAUUCUCUGUGGGCUUGAACGACGCCAACCGAGGCGAUAUCAGUGAUUUCCUGGGAACUUUGCCCUCACGGCGAGGUAGUCAUGAUGAGGCGUCAGGACAACCUCGGAAGUUCCUUAUCGAGGUUGAAGAGACCCUUCAGUCUCUCCUGAAGCAAGAAGAUACCGAUAGUAAUAUGCAGAUCACAAUUGAGGAUGUUGGUCCGAAGGUUCUCUCGGUCGGCACUGCGGCGUCAUCCGGAUACAAUCGAGUUGACGUGCGAGGCACAUACAUGCUUUCCAACCUCUUGCAAGAGCUUACAAUUGCAAAAGACUAUGGUCGCAAGCACAUUAUCCUUGACGAGGCUCGUCUAAGCGAGAACCCGGUUGCACGUCUCUCUCGUUUGAUCAAGAACUCAUUUUGGAAAGCCCUGACGAGGCGCAUUGAUGGCCAUAAUAUCGAGGUAGCGGGCAAGGAUCCCAAAGACUGGACCGAUGACCCUCGGCCCCGAAUUUACAUCCCGCCAGGUGCUCCAGAGCAAUUUGACUACUAUUCUCAGAUUGCUAAGGAUCACCCGGAGCUGCGCCUUGAUGUGCAAUUGCUUCCCGCCGAGAUUACACCCGAUUAUGUGAUGCAGCUGAACGACAAGCCUGGUUUGCUGGCGCUUGCCAUGCAGAAGAAGUUUAAUGAGACCACCGGCAAGGACGAUAUGGUCGGUGUGCCAUUUGUGGUGCCGGGUGGCCGCUUCAAUGAACUUUACGGCUGGGACAGCUACAUGGAGUCCUUGGGACUGCUUGUUAGUGACCGCGUCGAUCUUGCCAAGGGCAUGGUUGUGAACUUCUGCUUCGAGAUCAAGCACUACGGUAAAAUCCUCAACGCAAACCGCUCUUACUACCUCACUCGCUCGCAGCCGCCAUUCUUGACUGACAUGGCUCUGCGAGUUUAUGAGAGAAUAAAGACGGAGCCGGACUCUAAGGAGUUCCUGCGUAACGCCGUUCUUGCUGGUAUCAAGGAAUACCACAGUGUGUGGGCUUGCGCGCCUCGUCUCGAUCCCGUAACAGGAUUGUCCAGGUAUCGCCCCGAAGGUUGGGGCGUGCCACCCGAGACCGAGCCUUCUCACUUUGUGCACAUUCUCACUCCCUUCGCCGAAAAGCACGGAAUGACCUUCGAGCAAUUUGUCCGAGCAUACAACACCCGGGCCAUCGUUGAGCCUGAGCUCGAUGAGUACUUCAUGCACGAUCGAGGUGUUCGUGAAUCUGGUCACGACACCAGUUAUCGUCUCGAGGGCGUGUGCGCAAACCUUGCCACUGUUGACCUCAACUCCCUGCUGUACAAGUACGAGGUAGACAUUGCUCGUAUCAUUCGUGUUCAUUUCAACGACAAGCUUGUCAUUCCCAGCGAAUUCCGAACUCCUCUCACCAGGGACAUCGAAUUCGAAUCAUCUGCCGCCUGGGACCGCCGCGCCCGCAAGCGCAAGCAGACCAUGGACAAGCUCCUUUGGAGCGCUGAGAAGGGCAUGUACUUCGACUACGACACAGCGAAGAAGGAGCGCCAGGAAUACGAGACUGCGACCACCUUCUGGGCCAUGUGGGCCGGUCUCGCAUCACCCCAGCAGGCCGCCGUCAUGGUUGAGAAGGCUUUGCCCCGUUUCGAGGCCUUUGGCGGCUUGGUUUCAGGUACGGAGGAGUCUCGCGGUGCCGUGGGCUUGGAACGCCCUAACCGGCAGUGGGAUUACCCGUACGGCUGGGCGCCACAGCAGAUGCUUGCUUGGACCGCUUUCCUGCGUUACGGAUACCAAGAGGAGGCGGAGCGACUGGCCUACAAAUGGGUGUACAUGAUUACCAAGGCGUUCGUUGACUUCAACGGCGUUGUUGUCGAGAAGUAUGAUGUCACUAGGCCGAUUGAUCCCCACCGAGUCGAUGCCGAGUACGGCAACCAAGGCACGGACUUCAAGGGCGCUCCGCGUGAAGGAUUCGGCUGGGUGAAUGCCAGUUAUGUCUACGGUUUGGAAAUUCUCAACGCUCACAUGAGACGCUCUUUGGGAACAAUCACCCCCUACGAGACGUACCACAAGGCGGUCGUUGCUUCAGAUGCAUUCUGA